AUGAGUGCCGAGGGCUGGAACCCAAAGUCUUGGACCUCGAAGCCCAUCAAGCAGGACGUCGUCUAUGACGAUGCUGAGGGUGUCCAGUUGGCGCUGCAGAAGUUAGAGAAGCUCCCUCCUCUUGUUACUACUCAUGAGAUUGCGAAUCUCAAGAAGAGUUUGAAGAAUGUCGCGCUGGGCAAGGCUUUUGUUUUGCAAGGAGGGGACUGCGCUGAGCUCUUCGACUACUGUAACCAGGAUAUGAUCGAGGCCAAGGUCAAGCUUCUUCUCCAGAUGAGCUUGGUUUUGAUUUGGGGUGCCAAUAUGCCGGUUGUUCGGAUUGCUCGGAUUGCAGGGCAGUUCGCCAAGCCUCGAUCGAGUCCUAUGGAGGUCGUUAACGGUGUUGAAAUGCCAUCGUUCCGUGGAGACAAUAUCAAUGGCUUCGAUGCUACGCCUGACUCCCGCCGUCCGGAUCCUUCGCGGCUGGUUUCGGCGUACUUCCAUUCUGCAGCUACACUCAACUACCUGCGCGCUUCGCUCUCCUCGGGGCUUGCAGACUUGCACUCGCCUCUCGACUGGGGUCUCGGCCAUGUCAUCACCCCUUCCAUUAAGGAAAAGUACGAGCGUAUCGUCAGCAGAGUCAAGGACGCUCUUCGCUUCAUGCAAACUGUGGGAAUCGACACCGACCGCGGCGUCGAGACAGUCGACGUCUACACCAGCCAUGAAGGCCUUCUGCUCGAAUACGAAACCAGCCUGACCCGUCUACUGAAAGACCCUCCCCCACCAUCCACCCACCAGCCCAUCAUCGCACCUAUUCCCGGGAAAGGCCCAAUCCCAUCCCAAACCCCCGCCUCAAAAAGCUACUACGCAACAUCCUCCCACUUCCUCUGGAUCGGAGAUCGCACGCGCCAACUAACCGGCGCACACGUCGAAUUCUUCCGCGGCAUCGCCAACCCCAUCGGCAUUAAGAUCGGGCCCUCCAUGACCCCCAGCGAACUAACCACCCUCCUCGACACCGUCAACCCAACCCGCGAAAUCGGCAAAGUCACUCUCAUCUCCCGCUACGGUGCAGCAAACAUCGCUACCCAUUUACCGGGGCAUAUCAGCGCCGUGCAAGCCUCGGGCCACAUCCCCGUCUGGCAAUGCGACCCGAUGCACGGGAAUACGCGCUCCACACCGAACGGCGUCAAGACGAGGCAUUUUUCGGAUAUUUUGUCUGAGUUGAAGCAGGCGCUUGAGAUUCACAGGGCCGCUGGUAGUUUCCUGGGUGGUAUGCAUUUGGAGCUCACUGGGGAAGCGGUUACGGAGUGUGUUGGCGGUGCUGGGGGGUUGACGGAGGAGGGGCUUGGGGAGAGAUAUACGACAUUCUGUGAUCCAAGACUGAAUGAGAAGCAGGCGUUAGAGUUGGCCUUCUUGGUUGCGGGUUUCUAUCGCGAGAUGGAGGGGGAGGAGGGAGUGAAUUCGAUUUGA
This is a messenger RNA of Aspergillus mulundensis, 1449 nucleotides long. Its product is annotated as 3-deoxy-7-phosphoheptulonate synthase class II. The transcript is spliced from 6 exons. Gene Ontology annotation, biological process: aromatic amino acid biosynthetic process. The record is from RefSeq and is a predicted model, not a curated record. Bases 1 to 1449 code for a protein of 482 amino acids. Gene Ontology annotation, molecular function: 3-deoxy-7-phosphoheptulonate synthase activity. Lineage: Eukaryota; Fungi; Ascomycota; Eurotiomycetes; Eurotiales; Aspergillaceae.